AUGGCGGCGGCGUGGCUAUGGCGGCGGCUCUGUCAGGGAUCAGCUUUUCCUAUCAAUUAUGCAAGCAGAAUUACGCAAAAGCAGCGUUUUUUCCCCAACUCCAACUUGAUGGGAAUACGGCUGGCUGGAUCCCAUGUUGAUACACAGAAGCCUAAGACUAAUCCUUUGGUGUCUAUUUCAGAUGAGCCAGAAACACUGUAUAAGAGAUUGUCCCUUUUAGUUAAAGGCCAUGAUAAAGCUGUGUUGGACAGCUAUGAAUAUUUUGCAGUGCUUGCAGCUAAAGAACUUGGCAUCUCUGUUGAAAAAGUACAUAAACCUCCAAAGAAGAUAGAACGAUUGACGCUUUUAAAAUCUGUACACAUUUACAAGAAGCACAGAGUUCAGUAUGAAAUGAGAACACAUUAUAUGUGUUUGGAGUUGAAAUACCUAACAGGCAGUACUGCUGCAGUUUACUUGGAGUAUGUUCAACGAAACUUACCCGAAGGGGUUGCCAUGGAAGUAAAAAAGACUAAAAUAGAGAAAAUACCCGAACACAUUCAGGAACCAGUUUGGGAUACACUACCUCAAGUAGAAGAAACUGAAGUUAAGUCAUGAACUCACCAGGUACUUGGCUUCAUUAGUGCUGAAAUCAGUUGCUCUUAUCAACCUAAUUUACUGAGACAGUCUACUGUUAAAUAAAAGUUUUCUUAUAAAGUUAAUUACAUAAACUGUUGUUUCAUCGAGUUACUCUUGAUCAUAACUCCAGUAUGUGUCGACUGAACACCUAUAAAGUGAAGAAGUUUGACUGUACUCUGUGAUCAAGAACUGUGGUCAUCUAUAUGUUGGUAGAAAAGUAAAAUUUAUUUUUAUUUAUA
Molecule: messenger RNA, 854 nt
Organism: Gavia stellata (red-throated loon)
Lineage: Eukaryota; Metazoa; Chordata; Aves; Gaviiformes; Gaviidae
Gene: MRPS10
Product: mitochondrial ribosomal protein S10
Exons: 7
Coding region: 1-594 (197 amino acids)
Biological process (GO): translation
Cellular component (GO): mitochondrial small ribosomal subunit; mitochondrion; ribosome
Molecular function (GO): structural constituent of ribosome
Source: RefSeq, a predicted model, not a curated record